This is a messenger RNA of Culex pipiens pallens (northern house mosquito), 3738 nucleotides long. RefSeq names its product mucin-4-like. NCBI's taxonomy places the organism in Eukaryota, Metazoa, Arthropoda, Insecta, Diptera, Culicidae. The transcript is spliced from 4 exons. The record is from RefSeq and is a predicted model, not a curated record. The coding region runs from base 138 to 3692 and encodes 1184 amino acids. Gene Ontology annotation, molecular function: protein dimerization activity.
GUAAAUAAAAACAAAACCGAGAGCCUACAGGUCGCAAAUCCUUGUGGACAAAAAAGUCGUGUAUAUUUUUUGUAAAUAGUUUUAAAAUUCAACAUCGAAAAUGUGUUCUGUUCCGAUCAGCUGCCAACUUAGCUAGAAUGACAAAAAAGAAACCAUCACCACAAAACCGCAUCUGGGAAAAGGAACGCCGCGACCGGUUGAACCAAACGUUUGACAGCUUGGCCAAGCUGCUGCCCGACUAUGAGCCGGCUACGCAGCUCAGCAAGAUCGAGAUCCUCCAGCGGACGAUCGAGCAUGUGGAGAAACUACAGGACAAGAUUAAAGCCUUCCUCGAGGAGCAGGACGAGCUGCUGAAAAAACACGUUGACGAACUGGAGGAACGUCUGCAGGCACUGAUUGCUCGUAACGAAGAUCUGGCAGCCUUGCUGAAGAAAGCAAACAUCACUGUGCCACCAUGUAAGGCGGAAGCGAUCGCGAAGAGGGAUUCACCUGAGGAUCAGCUAAUUAAACCUUUAGACGACGUUAGCAAAAAGACUGUAUCGAAGGACCAAGAUGUUGUGCAAGACAAAGUUGUAGCGGAAUGUCCCGUAACGAGUUCUGCUUCAGCGAAUAUCACGAAUUCGAACAAAACAUUAGAAUGUAGGACUUUAGAAAUUCAACCAGCAGAGCCAGCAGCUGUCACAACCGUAAUCAAUGAUACUGCGGUUGCUGCGGAAUCAACGCCAGCAAUGUCCACCGUCAACAUCCCGAGUACGUGCCUCGUAAUGGCCAACAAUCAGAUUGUUGGAACGCUUCAGCAAACGAAUGGAGUCAACGUAACAUCCUCCCUGCUGCCAACGCCAAUAAUGGCCACCGGUGUCAUCAUAUCGAACAACGGAAACGUGCUCCAGAUGCCAAUGGUACCGUCCGCAUCGUCCCUCCUGAUCGUCAGCAACGAGGAUGUUCGCGCCAAGAUCAGCAUGAAGAAACGGCGAGCACGAACCGGCGCUGACUCCAAAGCAUCGCCGAAGAAGAGCAAAUCUUCGGGAAAAUUCACGAUAAAGUCGAUCGAUGUGAUACCGGGCCGGAUCGUGAACGGGAAGAUUCCGAUUCCGGCGCUCAAGCGGUCACCACAGCCAUCGAAGAAGGAGCGAAAGCAGUACCGCAAGAAGCGAAGUCGGAAGGAGGUUGAGGGGGUGAAGGAUCAUGAUGGGAGGGAAGCGAAAAAAGCGAGGGUUGAUGAGGAGGGAGGGUCGACUGGGCAACCGGAAGAACAAGAUCAAGUUGAAGAUCCGAGUGUACAGAAGGUGAAUGAAGAGUGCAAUAAGGCGGUUGAGCAAAAGGUUGUUGAGGAAACUAAAGCGAAUGAUGUUCCAGAACCAGAAGAUCAGGCGAAUUCCUUGGAUAUGAACCUUGAUCAGGGAGAUUUGUCGGCGGAUAUUUUCGCGAAUCUACAAGUCCCAGUUGGAGAGACUGACGAUCAUCAGGGAUCGCUUUCACCGACGGCUGCAUAUCUGAUGAACUUCCCACUGGUUGCAAUAGGUGGAAAAGCCAGUGGGAAUCAUGUCGAAGGAUCUGGGGACGUGGAAGAUGGAGACUGUACGGAGUUGGAUAAGAAAGCGUCGACGCAACAAGCUAGUGAUACCCUUUUGUUGGAUAACUUCUCGUCGUACUUCAAUUCCAGCGGAUACGGAGGACUGGAGAGCAUAUUGCCUCCUUUGCCGGAUAUUCCAUUGACUAGUACAGCUACGAAUGUCUCCACCCUGUACCAGUCGAUCGACAGCAUGCUGGAGCACAAGACUUCUCGUACAACGAGUAGUUCCGACUGUCGGUACAACUCAGCUCCGUUCACCUUCACGCUAACUUCUUCCACAACCACAGUUUCGACGCAGUCCUGCUACGACUACAAGCAUUCUUCGUCAUCCGGGUACUUCUAUCCGACGCCGGUGACCUCUAGCAAACCGAUCGACGAGUACUGCUUGCUGAAGCCAGCGAUCGUCAGCGAGUUUACGUUCUGCUUGACCAGCACGACUCCCAGCGCUCCGAAGACCGUCCAGUCGCAGUAUACGAACAGUGCGAUAUUCGCUUCAACGAUUACAACGCCCUCUUACAGCACGUACGGACAUCAACCCAGAAGUAGCAACAAAGCUGCCAGUUACAGUUCCAACUACAUUCCUGACGCGGCGAAGACUGUUGCAAAAACGCCCAAGAAGUACGAUUUGCCGGAAGCGGAGAAACCUGCGACGAGCUUCACCUUCUCGCUGACGUCAACCACCAAAAGUGUGCCCAAAUAUACGCACUCGGUAAUGACUACAACGUCUUCAGGCUGUGUAGUACAAUAUCCAGUGAGCAGCGCUUCUUCCAACUACAGCAAGGUUGAAGAUUGCUUGUACAAAAGCGUAAAAUCGUCGCAUCAACCAUACAAAACUUCCUCCAAGCCGAAGAACAAUUCGUAUCCAGCUGUAACCAAUUACCAGUCCGUCACGAAUACACAAUCAAAGUACGAAGUCAGCUGGAUGGCUUCUCAAGACCCAAAGCUCCCUACCACAAGUCAGGACUACAACCAGCUGCACCCGUCAAUCGAAUUCAACAACAGCUCCUAUCAAACAAACUUCGAUCUAAGCCGGAAGUCGGAUAUCUUCUUUGCUCAUCCCACUGCAGAGGACAACUUGGUUUCAUGGUCGCCAAACAAACUCACCAACAUCCUGAACGACACUUCGUCUUCCUACUAUCCUCCCACCGCCACUAGUCUACCAAACCUGAACGGAGAUCUUGCCCUGAACAACUUACCCAACUAUCAACCACCCACAACCACCACCAAGACCAGCUCCCAAAGGAAAGCCAACGAUUCCGGAAGCACCUUCCUCUCCGUGCAACAGCUUGUCGAUCAACCGAGAAGAAACACCACCAAAACCUACCCCAGUUGUAGCAACUACUCGACUACGCAACAGAAACCGCUGAACAACAACUAUUCCGCCGAAUCGUUGAUAGCUGCUCCUAGCGCCAAGAACAAUACCUGCAGCACGUACAACUCCGCCGACAACCCACUGUCGUUCAACUUUGACUACUCGACGGACUACAACAAAAGCUACAACUACGGCUGUCAGCAGAACUACAUGCCUUCCUUCAUCGACAACAGCUACGGACUACCAACGCUUCCUCCUCCAACCGUUACCACCUCAUCAGCAUCCGUUACCAACUACUCCAACUACAGCUACUCAACAGACAAGAAGCAAUCCACCACUUACUACCAGAGUUCAUCCUACCAAACGACACCCGCAGACGUCCCCUACUACGUCCCAUCCAGCGAGAAGCGAACCCACCAGCAAACCACCACAACCUCCCCCACCAAAUCCAAAAAACACCACAAACAACCCGUCACCAACGACUUCUUCCCGACGAUCCUCCCACCACCCCCCAGCAUCCCAGACGACCCGCUUUCCUACACCAACUUCAACUUCAACACCCCGAAACCAUCGUCGCAGUCAACCUACGCACCUGCCUCAACAAACUACUCCAACAACCAUUCCUACCAGCAACCUCCGACGAAUGUGACGACGACGACGCCAGGAAGCUCGCUGGCGAACUUUAACCUGAGCACGAUCUGUCCGGAAAUCAACGAGAAAAGUGGGGGCGCCAACGGGGGACCGGCGACGGUGGCCGCAACCGUACCGCCCAUGAGGCAUGCAAUAACCGGCGGAGCCGGGUGGUGAUCGAGUUUUGUUGGGGGUUUUUUUUUGUAAAAAAAAUAUGUUUUUU